Molecule: messenger RNA, 2658 nt
Organism: Sugiyamaella lignohabitans
Lineage: Eukaryota; Fungi; Ascomycota; Dipodascomycetes; Dipodascales; Trichomonascaceae
Exons: 1
Coding region: 1-2658 (885 amino acids)
Biological process (GO): DNA repair; proteasome-mediated ubiquitin-dependent protein catabolic process
Cellular component (GO): nucleus; site of double-strand break
Molecular function (GO): protein binding
Source: RefSeq, a predicted model, not a curated record
AUGACCACUAGGAGUAACAAAAAGAGGCAAAAGGAAGACAUGAAAUUCUCAAUAGGCUACAGCAAAGACGUUUAUGAGAACCCCACAGGUUCUGCCAGCGUCGUUGGCGACACAAGCCAUAAUUAUGAAGAGGAGACUGUGGAGGAAAGCGAUGAAGAUGUGGAUAUGCAAGACAUGCAAGACAAUUCCAAUUCGCCCCGGAACAACCGGAAUGGAAAUUGUCGAAAUAUUGACCCUACAAUGGCUGUUUUACCACCUAAUUCUAAGGGGAUAGAGGGGGUAUUCCCAGAGAUUAUCAAUUCUUUUGUUGGCUUCCCAGUUACAUAUGCUACGAAUGGCCCUGCACCAUAUACUAGCGAGAGCUCUCUUGCUGUAAUAACUACACCCAAGUUCACAGAAUGCCAGCUAAAUAUUAUAGAAAUCCGAAGGCUUGCUCAUACUCAAAAUUUAUUACUGAAAACCAAAAAGGUGUCUGAACCUGGAAAUACCCACGUUGCACAACGGGUCAAGGGCCACGGUAUUCUUACAUUCAAUGAAGCUUGUAUUUAUUACUAUGAUCAUACUAGCAGGGAAGCAAUUGCGAAUUGUCCUUAUUAUAUUUCCAAGGCCACCGGUGAAACAUACCCUGAGUCAAUUAUAUUUUGUUCGCCAGUCACGACUUCCCGAUAUAUUAUCGGUUCUGAAUCAGGGUCCCUCUAUUAUGUGGAUAUCUCAUUUCACGAGAACAAAAGUACCGUAGAGGACUCUCAUAGUUCUAAUGGUGUAAAAUUGGAUAUCGAAAUUUCUUGUUUCCCACUGGCAAUUAUUUCCGGGGCAAAUAACGUUAUUCAUCUUGGUGGAUCAUACUUCAUGGUCACAAGUCACGUUAAUGCACCAAUGUUAAUUGAGCUUGAUGUAACGCGUCUCAAUGAAGGGUUGUUUGAAGAAUUUGUAGAGGGGUCUACCAUCGUACCUGAUUUUGUUACUCCCUAUCGAGUAAUAUAUCAACUUGACAAUUUGGGUCCUAUUUUAGACUUUUAUGUCCAAAAUGAUGUAAGUACUUCUGCAAAUCAGAUUAUUGCUUGCUCUGCCGGGGGUACUAUCAAAAGAAUAACAUGUGGAAAUUUGCCUAGCGGAGUUUCUGAAUUUGUCCCAGUUGACCAUAUCCAAAAUAUAUGGUCUGGGGUUGAUGCACACGGGCAGCUCCUCAUUGUUGUUGGCUGUAUUGGCGAAACGAGGAUAUUUGUUUUAGAUGAGAACGAUCCUUUUUUCGUCAAGUCUGAGCUACUAGAAUAUAAUGGACUAGAUCUGAAUACGGAGACAUUAUAUUUUGGUACGAUGGAGACAGGUACCACCGUUUUUCUUACGGAGAGCAACAUUGUGGUGUUCCCAAGGAGAGGCGUGGAGAUUCUCAAUCCAAUAUCAUUAACACCGUCCAAUGAUGGUUCAAAACUAGUCAAAGCUGAGAUUUGGAAAGAUAUGAUAGUAGUCACCACCAGGAACACAUUGUUGCUGUUUCGAUACCGGGCAGAUACUCUAUCAUUGGAGCAGAUAUCUGAUAUAUCGCUUGUCACUGUGGGCCAUGAAAUAUCAGACCUAUCUUUUGUUUCUGGUUAUAUCCUCGUAAGCUUUUGGCAUUGCACUGAGCUCCAUUUGUAUCGGGUGUCUGACAAGAAAAAUAAAAUUAUUCAUGUCCGAACCAGUGACCUGGCAGAUCCUUCAUGUUUGCUUUCUAAGGUGGCUUUAAAAUCUCCAGGAAUCCGAACUGUUCUUUUGAGAGGGUCCAUGUCGCAUGAGGAUGAAAUCAUGGAUAAGUUGAAAGCAUACGUUGGUUUGAGCGAUGGCAAGAUAAUCGUGUUUGAGGAUCUCACCCUGAGUAAAGGCAAGGAUUAUAUCUUGGGCCGCUUUCCUGUUGGGUUGGUUGCUCAUAACGAACUACUAUUUGCAAUAUCGGAUACAUUAUCAGUUUCGAUAGAUACGGACUACAAUUUUAAAUCGAUAGGAGGUAUUGAAGCAUCACCCCGAACGGUUCUUAAAGUAUCAGAAGAUGAGGGUUCAUUUGCUGUAGCCUUGGGUAAAGGGUUCCAACUUAUUCAGUUGAACGACCUUCAAGACGUGCAGAUUGACGAAAUUGAUCUAUCAAUUAAGUCGCCCACACAACCUCUACCACUAUCUGUGAAACCUAUAGACGACCAUCUGGCACUUGUUCUUUGGGAAAACCGGAUUCUCGAAACUGUCGAUACAAAGAAAAUGAAGAGUGUUGGUGAGUUUUGUCUACUUUUUAACGAAGAGUUUUCCUCUUUGGGUAUAGUGGAAAAAGACGGCUUUAAGUACUGUUAUAUUGGGGGUGAGCGCGAGGCAAAGAAGCCAUUAUUUUCCACAAUUGAUUGGGAGAAUUACAACGUGUCGAGAUCUGUUGCCACUAAAGGGAACGACGCAUUGAAAUUUGGAGUGGUUAGGCGGUACAUGUUGUCUGCGGACGGUAUGCCUGUACCAGAUUCGUUGCAAACGGUUCAAACAAAUGGUGCUGUAUAUUCCAUGUUUACAGAUGGAGACGUGGCACUACUUGGAGUACAAUCAUCAGUAAGUAAAAAUAGGAUGAAUGGAAUAUCUUCCGCAUCUUCUAACAGUCUCGCAGAUUAUCCCUCUACCAUUCAAAAGCAAAGAGAUCUCAGCUGA